AUGAAAACUCGCAGCCAAACCGCUCAACCCGCCCAACCUCCCAAGGAAGCUACCUACACCCAAUCUUCCAACCCAAUCUCCCAAACACCAUCCGAGCAAUGCACCCCAGCCCCUCCAACACGCCAAUACGGCGACCCAACAACCUCAAUCACCCGAGGCCCCAGCUCCAAGCCCUCCAACGACGACGCCCGCGCCCACCUAGAAGCACAACACCACCAAGAACGAGAACAUAUGCAAAAACGUCCCGACACCGACCUAGAAUACGGAGUCGAGCAGCAACCCGCUGAGGGAUACAUUGCUGACAUAGUCUCACGAAAAGGUAUGGGGAUGCAGCGGGCGCAGGCUGGUGCUCACGCUGGACCUGUUGGUAGUGCUGCUGGGCCUGGACAUCCGGGGUUCGGGGAAGAGAGAGAUUUGGCGGCGAAUAUGGAUCAGAAGAGGGCUGAGCAUGAUCGUCUUCUUGGAGAGAAGAUUGGGAGAAGUCCUGAGGGGGGGUAUGGUGAUGUUGCGGAGAGAGAGGCUGUUAGGGAGCGUAAGUUGAAGAGGAAUGAGGAGGGUGGAGGGGAAGCUUAA
Messenger RNA from Penicillium subrubescens, 573 nucleotides. RefSeq lists its product as uncharacterized. The record is from RefSeq and is a predicted model, not a curated record. NCBI's taxonomy places the organism in Eukaryota, Fungi, Ascomycota, Eurotiomycetes, Eurotiales, Aspergillaceae. The coding region runs from base 1 to 573 and encodes 190 amino acids. The transcript has a single exon.